UGUCGUCUCUUCCCCCCUCUUCCACCCACUCCACAUCAACUCGAUUCCAUCCACCUCAACUCCCUUACCCAACUUCAACCAACACUUCACAAUGCCCGCUGCUGCCGCCGCUGCUGGAACCGCCAAGAAGGCCUCGGCGCCCAAGAAGCCGUCUGCCCACCCCACCUUCCUCGCCAUGAUUCAGGAGGCCAUCAAGGCUCACCCCGAGGACGCCCGUGCUGGUGUUUCGCGCCCCACCAUCAAGAAGUACCUUGCCAACACCUACAAGCUUGACCUCUCGGCUGCCGCCAACGUCAACAACCUUUCCAACGCCAUCAAGCGUGGCCAGGAGACUGGUGUUCUUGUCCUCCCCAAGGGCAUUGGUGGCAAGGUCAAGCUUGCUCCCAAGAAGGCUGCCGCUGGCAAGGAGAACCAGGCCCCUAAGAAGGCGGCUAAGCCUGCAGCCAAGAAGGCUGCCGCGAAGCCCGCGGCGAAGAAGACGGACGCCAAGCCCGCGGCUAAAAAGGUGACUGCCGCGAAGAAGACGGCCGCCGCCAAGACCGCUGCCCCCAAGAAGAAGACCGCGACCAAGAAGGCCCCGGCUGCCAAGGCCGCUGCUGCCAAGCCCAAGGCUGCCGCUAAGGCGGCGGCGCCCAAGAAGGCGAAGGCUGCUGCCCCGGCCAAGAAGUAAGAGCAGCCCAGAGCGACUCUUCCAUCUCUGGACGGCUUUUGGGAACCACUGUGACCUGUCUGUAACUGUGGCAAUCUUGUGACACCCCCUCCCUGUCUUAUCCCGGCCUUCGUAGUUACCCCCGUUAUUCGCUUUCGAUCCUUCUUUAGUAUGAUGCGACCCCGCGAUGCAUGUCGCUUUGGCGCUCUCGUAUGAACCAAACAUUUGUGACGCGCA
Messenger RNA from Vanrija pseudolonga, 886 nucleotides. RefSeq names its product Histone H15 (gene hil-5). Gene Ontology annotation, cellular component: nucleus; nucleosome. The coding region runs from base 92 to 670 and encodes 192 amino acids. The transcript is spliced from 6 exons. The record is from RefSeq and is a predicted model, not a curated record. Lineage: Eukaryota; Fungi; Basidiomycota; Tremellomycetes; Trichosporonales; Trichosporonaceae. Gene Ontology annotation, biological process: negative regulation of DNA recombination; nucleosome assembly; chromosome condensation. Gene Ontology annotation, molecular function: nucleosomal DNA binding; structural constituent of chromatin; double-stranded DNA binding.